Arctia plantaginis is the source of this 282-nucleotide messenger RNA. The record is from the annotation of a GenBank genome assembly. NCBI's taxonomy places the organism in Eukaryota, Metazoa, Arthropoda, Insecta, Lepidoptera, Erebidae.
AUGGAAAGUUGGAGCGAAUUUCAGUGGAGCACCGACCGUAAACGACGCCGACGGCAACUGAAAGGAAAAGUAUGGGCCGCAGCGGUGCGGCGCGCGGCCGCUGCAGAUCGUGUCAUUGACACAUGCAAAUUCGAACAACGCUUCCAUGGCGGGUCAUCGAACCCUCCAUUCAAUGACUGUCGAAAGUUAUCCGUGAAUAUGUCGGCGCGCGGCGUAGCCCACAAAGAGCUGCUGAGCCAUCCCCCUCAGGCGAAUGUAGCGUUUAAAACCAUUCAUACAUAA